CAGUGGCAAAGGACAUCAACCUCAACACCCACAAUAGCAGUUUUGCGCGUAUUCUUUGCUGGCAACCAUUAACAUAUUAUUGUCAAGUAUCCAUUCCUCCCUGUCACUCACAAUUUCCAUUUCUUAGCUCACCUCCAUCAUCUUUUUGUUGCUCUACCUCACCUGCCAUAUUUAUUUAUUUAUUUAUUAAUUUUCCUUCUCAUUCCUCAAAAGGAAAAACUCCAUUUUUCCUCUAAGAAAGGAAGAGCAACACUUGAAUUGAACUGGAUCUACCAAUAUUGCAAUGGCUUUUUCUUUGAAUCAACGCUUCUUGCUAUCUUCUUCACUUCUCCUUCUCAUCUUGGCUCUCUCUGUUUCUUCUUCUUCUUCUUCUUCCACUUUUCUUUCAGAUGCUGUUUUUGGUUCUCAGGCGCAUACUGGUCGGAAUCUUCUUCAGGCUAAGAAAGGUUGUUCCGUGAAUUUCGAGUUUUUGAACUACACAAUAAUCACAAGCAAAUGCAAAGGACCCAGCUACCCUCCUAAAGAUUGUUGUGGGGCAUUUAAGGAAUUUGCAUGCCCUUAUGUCGAUGUGUUAAAUGAUUUAACAAACGAUUGCGCAUCAACCAUGUUUAGUUACAUUAAUCUCUAUGGAAAAUACCCUCCCGGCCUCUUUGCUCAUGAGUGUCGUGAAGGGAAGGAAGGUCUCGCCUGUCCUGCAUUGCCCCCAUCAGCCUUAGCUGAUGAUACUUCAAGUCAAGUUGUGCAUUUUCCAUCUCUAGUGCUGGUGCUCACAGCCUGCUUCUUAAUCCUAUUAUUCUGAUAUCUCAGUAUCCCACGUUUCAUUCUUUGCUUGCAUUACAUUGUUGUAUAAUCAGUGACCACUUUUGGAUGCAUCUUCUUCGUUGAUGCCUUUGCGGAUAUUGUACUAGAGCUGUAACAUUUGCAUACACUUAGAAUAGUUAAAGCUCAAUGCUGUAUUUGAUUCUUGUUUGUUUAAAAGGUUGGUAGUUCUCUUGGAACUUUUUACACUCUAAAUGGAUUUUUAUUUAUCA
Messenger RNA from Lotus japonicus, 1031 nucleotides. RefSeq names its product GPI-anchored protein LLG1. The coding region runs from base 284 to 799 and encodes 171 amino acids. The transcript is spliced from 3 exons. Lineage: Eukaryota; Viridiplantae; Streptophyta; Magnoliopsida; Fabales; Fabaceae. The record is from RefSeq and is a predicted model, not a curated record.